GUAGAAGCAUUUAACCAUCUGGCCACACUGCCGAGUAAUAGUCAUUGAAUCGAAUGAAAAUAAAGUCGCAGAAUUAGGUGUAUUGUUGAGAAGUUGCAGAGGGUCAGCGAAGAUGUACCAGGAAUACCUAUACCAACUGCGGGCCACCAUCACCCCGAUGUGCCACGAGGAGCUGAAGGAACUGCUGAACGAUGACGACAAGCUGGACGAGAAGGUUGACGAAGUUCUCCAGGUGCUCCGAACACAAAAGACCAGUGUUUUCGAGGACAACAGGAGUCGGGCGGAGCGCAAUAUCGAGCGGGAGCCGCAGAUCAUCGAGCUGCGGGGGCAGCUGGCAGAACUCUCGGAGGAUGGGCGCACCAGGUGCUCCUCUGUCCAGGAGAAACUCUCACAGCUCAAGGAGAAGUCGGGCGGAGUGGGCCUUGAAACGGCGCUGGCCCUGCUGCAGACAGCUGCCUCCGAGAGCGAGGAGCAGACCGAGGAGAUGGUCAAGAAGUUCAACGACAGCGAUAUCGGCGUGGAGGACUUUCUGGACGCGUUCCUCCCUAUCCGGAGGACCAUGCACCUGCGUCGCCUCAAGGCCGAAAAAAUGCAGGAGCUGAUGCGCAAACAGCGCCAGGGUCCGGGCCCAAAUACUUCUCUGCCAGCCUACGGAAACGUGCCCUCCAGCGGAUUCUAUCCCGCGUCUGGGGGCUCCGCCCCUUACCCAAUCAUGGGUCCCCUGAUGCCCAUGCCACCGCCAUCCAGACCGUACUGAGGUCUUGGUCCUUGGUCCUUGGUCCUCAGCGAAUUAACUGCCAUGGCGCAUCAGUCUGCAGCAGGCAAGUUUGUACAUUUGAAUCCUCUCUUUAAGUACAUAUUGCUUCAGUUUCAUCUUCUGAUUACAGUGGGUUAAUUGCAAAUCAGAGGGAACUUUCUGGUACACACAUCUCUGCCUGCACUAAACUAUGAUAUAUAUGUAUAUGUGAAAGUAUAAAUUAAGCGAAAAUUAACAUUAAUAUUAGACAGUGGACAUUUCUUGUUAAAAUAAAAACUUUCGAU
Drosophila melanogaster (fruit fly) is the source of this 1041-nucleotide messenger RNA. RefSeq names its product vacuolar protein sorting 37B (gene Vps37B). Bases 113 to 757 code for a protein of 214 amino acids. Gene Ontology annotation, biological process: protein transport. Gene Ontology annotation, cellular component: late endosome membrane; ESCRT I complex. The record is from RefSeq and is marked reviewed. Lineage: Eukaryota; Metazoa; Arthropoda; Insecta; Diptera; Drosophilidae. The transcript has 2 exons.